GGGCGGUGUCAGCGGCUGCGCCUAGAAUAGGGCGGGCAGGCGCGCUAAUCUGUGGGCGGCCGCCGCGUCUUCUGCCGCCGCCCUCCCUUCGCCACCAUGCCGGGGAUCGACAAGCUGCCCAUCGAGGAGACGUUGGAGGAUAGCCCGCAGACAAGGUCUUUACUAGGCGUUUUUGAAGAAGAUGCUACAGCUAUUUCCAACUAUAUGAACCAAUUGUAUCAAGCUAUGCAUCGUAUUUAUGAUGCACAGAAUGAAUUAAGUGCAGCAACACACCUGACUUCGAAACUUUUAAAAGAAUAUGAAAAACAGCGUUUUCCAUUGGGGGGUGAUGAUGAAGUUAUGAGCUCUACUUUACAACAGUUUUCAAAAGUUAUAGAUGAGCUUAGCUCUUGUCAUGCUGUACUCUCAACUCAACUUGCUGAUGCCAUGAUGUUCCCCAUUACCCAGUUUAAAGAAAGAGAUCUGAAAGAAAUACUGACAUUAAAAGAAGUGUUUCAGAUCGCUAGUAACGAUCAUGAUGCUGCAAUUAACAGAUAUAGCCGAUUGUCAAAAAAAAGAGAAAAUGACAAGGUGAAAUAUGAAGUAACAGAAGAUGUGUAUACUUCCAGAAAAAAACAGCACCAGACCAUGAUGCAUUAUUUUUGUGCAUUAAAUACUCUUCAAUACAAGAAGAAGAUAGCAUUGUUAGAACCUCUACUUGGGUACAUGCAAGCUCAGAUAAGUUUCUUUAAGAUGGGUUCUGAAAAUCUCAAUGAACAGUUGGAAGAAUUUUUAGCUAAUAUUGGAACAAGUGUACAGAAUGUUCGCAGGGAAAUGGACAGUGAUGUAGAGACCAUGCAGCAGACAAUAGAGGAUUUGGAAGUAGCCAGUGACCCUUUAUAUGUGCCUGACCCAGACCCCACAAAAUUUCCUGUUAAUCGAAACUUAACCCGAAAGGCUGGAUACCUUAAUGCUAGAAAUAAAACAGGCUUGGUGUCGUCUACCUGGGAUAGACAGUUUUACUUCACACAGGGUGGAAACUUAAUGAGUCAAGCCCGUGGCGAUGUAGCAGGAGGCCUGGCCAUGGACAUAGACAACUGUUCAGUGAUGGCUGUGGACUGUGAAGACAGGCGAUACUGUUUUCAGAUCACCUCUUUUGAUGGGAAAAAAUCUUCAAUUUUGCAAGCAGAGAGUAAAAAAGACCAUGAAGAGUGGAUUUGUACAAUAAACAAUAUAUCUAAACAAAUAUACUUAAGUGAAAAUCCAGAGGAAACUGCUGCACGAGUAAAUCAGUCAGCUCUGGAAGCUGUUACUCCUUCCCCUUCUUUUCAGCAGAGGCAUGAGAAUCUGCGGCCAGCAGGACAAUCUCGGCUACCAACAGCUCGAACCAGCAGUUCAGGAUCUUUAGGAUCUGAGUCCACAAAUUUGGCUGCCCUUUCUCUAGAUUCUCUUGUUGCCCCAGACACCCCAAUACAGUUUGACAUAAUUUCUCCUGUGUGUGAAGAUCUGCCUGGCCAGGCCAAAACUUCUGGCCAGGGAGGCAGGCGUACAAAUCCAUUUGGAGAAUCUGGAGGAAGUACAAAAUCUGAAACUGAAGAUUCUAUUCUUCAUCAGUUAUUUAUUGUCCGAUUCCUUGGUUCUAUGGAGGUGAAGUCAGAUGAUCAUCCGGAUGUUGUUUAUGAAACAAUGCGCCAAAUCUUAGCUGCUCGGGCCAUCCAUAACAUCUUUCGUAUGACAGAAUCACAUUUAUUAGUCACUUGUGAUUGUUUAAAGUUAAUUGAUCCACAGACACAAGUUACAAGACUCACAUUUCCAUUACCCUGUGUAGUUUUGUAUGCUACACACCAAGAAAAUAAGCGGCUUUUUGGAUUUGUUCUCCGGACAUCAGGAGGGAGAAGUGAAAGUAAUCUGUCAUCAGUAUGCUAUAUAUUUGAAUCAAACAAUGAGGGGGAAAAGAUUUGUGAUUCUGUUGGACUGGCAAAACAGAUAGCUCUGCAUGCUGAACUGGAUCGUAGGGCAUCAGAAAAACAAAAAGAAAUAGAGAGAGUAAAAGAGAAGCAACAGAAAGAACUCAAUAAACAAAAACAGAUUGAAAAGGACUUGGAAGAACAGAGUCGGUUGAUAGCUGCUUCCAGUAGAACAAACCAAGCCAGUAGUGAGGGGCAGUUUGUUGUCCUUAGCAGUAGCCAGUCAGAAGAGAGUGAUUUGGGAGAAGAAGGAAAGAAGAGAGAGUCAGAAGCAUAAACUUACAUUGCUUUUUGAUUGACACCCCCCCCCUCCGGAAUUGACAAUUUCUAUGGUGAAAUGGCACAAGGUAACAACUAUGUUGAAAUAUCAAGGAGGAGACUACACUUUAUAUUUGCUUGUUUUUAGCUUCACAUAAAAAAAUGUUGAACUUGA
Marmota flaviventris (yellow-bellied marmot) is the source of this 2379-nucleotide messenger RNA. It is a transcript of the gene Appl1, whose product is annotated as adaptor protein, phosphotyrosine interacting with PH domain and leucine zipper 1. The record is from RefSeq and is a predicted model, not a curated record. Gene Ontology annotation, molecular function: protein kinase B binding; identical protein binding. NCBI's taxonomy places the organism in Eukaryota, Metazoa, Chordata, Mammalia, Rodentia, Sciuridae. Gene Ontology annotation, cellular component: cytoplasm; endosome membrane. Gene Ontology annotation, biological process: insulin receptor signaling pathway; signaling.